UCACAAUUGAGGCGGUCAAAUAAGUUUAACAUUCGAAAUUCAAUCAGUAUUACUGUGGUUUUGGUCUAAAAGUGUAUUGUGUUCAGUAUUAUAAUUUAACAUGGAUGAUACCCAAGUCGACGCAAGCGCCAGUGAAAGUCAGGAGACAAAUUCAAGCGUUCCAGUUGAAAUACGAACGAAACCGUCGUUUAAUCCCAACGAUCUCUACUAUGAUAUGAGCGGAAUCAAAUACUUGUACAUUUUUAAUCAUUAUACGUUUAAAAAAACUAAAUAUUUCAAUAACACACAGCCAACCACAAGAUUUGGAACACAUAAAGACGUUAGUAGACUAACAGAGGUAUUUGAUAACCUCGGAUUCAAAGUUAAAGUAUUCAACGACAAAGAGCACCGGCAAAUCUUGGAUGAAAUCACAGAAAUAACGUCUAAAGAUCACAAAGAGGCGUCGUGCAUAUUCUUCGCAUUUCUAUCACACGGUGACAAGGGUGGUAUAAUCUACGCCGCAGAUCGUCCCUAUCAAUUCAAGGACGUUUUAGCUUUACUUGAAAAUUGUCAUUCUAGUUUGCUGGGAAAACCUAAAGUACUGUUCGUUCAGGCCUGCAGAGGAAAUCGAAUAGACAGCGGGAGGAGAAUAGAGUUAGAUAGUUCUGGGCGGGCUUCUUAUAUUAUCCCUACACACGCAGACUUUCUCGUACUGUACUCAACUGUUGAAGAUCACAUCUCAUACCGAAAUGUAUACGGCUCAUUCCUGAUCCAAGACCUAUGUGACAUUAUCGAGUCUUACCGCGAGUUCUAUGACCUGCUGCACAUGCUGACGUUGGUGCACAAUAGGGUUGCUUAACCGUUCUACCUAUGUGCCAUCGAAGUUGGCACAUCACAACAAAAAGCAGAUGCCGGAGACCAAAUAUUCCCUUACUAAGCUUUUAAGACUUUAAGUCGCUCAAAGGUUGAAAAAAAACCUGAUUGUAAUAGUACAUUUCAGUUAUUUCAUAUUAUUAUAUUAUAUGCUAUAACCAA
This is a messenger RNA of Pieris rapae (cabbage white), 1014 nucleotides long. It is a transcript of the gene ICE, whose product is annotated as caspase-like. Gene Ontology annotation, cellular component: cytoplasm. The record is from RefSeq and is a predicted model, not a curated record. NCBI's taxonomy places the organism in Eukaryota, Metazoa, Arthropoda, Insecta, Lepidoptera, Pieridae. Gene Ontology annotation, biological process: apoptotic process; proteolysis.